UACACCUUCGACGCGACCUUCGGCCCCGACGACUCCCAGGAGCAGGUCUACGCGCGGACGACGAAGCCGCACCUCGCGAAGCUCGUCGGCGGCGAGCUCCCCGCGCUGACGGUCAUCGCCUACGGGGCCACGGGCGCGGGCAAGACGCACACGAUGAUGGGCGAGGGCUCCCUGCGCACGGGCGCCAAGGGCGCCAAGGGCGGCGACGGCGCCGCGGGCGCGUCGGCGGGCAUCAUCCCGCGCUGCGUCAUCGACCUCUUCGCGCUCGCGCCCGCGGGCGCCCGGGUCCGCGCUUCCUACCUCGAGGUCUACAACGAGCGCGUCUUCGACCUCCUGGGCGGCGGCGACGAGCCCGGGCGGCCGACGACGGCCCUGCGCGUCUGCGAGGACGAGAAGAACGGCGUCGUCAAGGUCCUCGGAUUGACGGAAGAGCCCGUCGCGUCCGCGGAGGCCGUCGUCGGCCUGCUCAAGCGCGGCAACGCGCGGCGGACGACGGAGGCGACGGGCGCCAACGACGUGAGCUCGCGGUCCCACGCCGUGCUCCAGCUCGAGGCCGAGCUCCCGGGCGGCCGCAACCGCCGGCUGAGCCUCAUCGACCUCGCGGGCAGCGAGCGCGCGUCCGCGACGGGCAACCGGGGCGCGCGCCUGCAGGAGGGCGCGCACAUCAACAAGUCGCUCCUCGCCCUGGCGAACUGCAUCAACGCGCUGACGGACCCGUCGGCGCCGAAGCCCAAGUUCCGCGACUCGAAGCUGACGCUCCUCAUCAAGACGGCGCUCGAGAGCAGCGACGUGCGCCUCGUCGUCCUCGCGUGCGUCGGCCCGUCGAUGGCGUCCGUCGACGACACGCUGAACACGCUCAAGUACGCGCACCGCGCCAAGGAGCUCCCGACGCGCGACGUCGUCGAGGAG
Messenger RNA from Aureococcus anophagefferens, 909 nucleotides. RefSeq lists its product as hypothetical. Gene Ontology annotation, molecular function: microtubule motor activity; ATP binding; ATP hydrolysis activity. The transcript has a single exon. NCBI's taxonomy places the organism in Eukaryota, Pelagophyceae, Pelagomonadales, Pelagomonadaceae. Gene Ontology annotation, biological process: microtubule-based movement. Gene Ontology annotation, cellular component: microtubule; kinesin complex. The annotation marks the transcript as partial. The record is from RefSeq and is a predicted model, not a curated record.